This is a messenger RNA of Apus apus (common swift), 5038 nucleotides long. Its product is annotated as cytochrome P450 2J4-like. Gene Ontology annotation, biological process: arachidonate metabolic process; xenobiotic metabolic process. Gene Ontology annotation, cellular component: cytoplasm; intracellular membrane-bounded organelle. The record is from RefSeq and is a predicted model, not a curated record. Lineage: Eukaryota; Metazoa; Chordata; Aves; Apodiformes; Apodidae. Bases 1 to 1482 code for a protein of 493 amino acids. Gene Ontology annotation, molecular function: iron ion binding; heme binding; oxidoreductase activity, acting on paired donors, with incorporation or reduction of molecular oxygen, reduced flavin or flavoprotein as one donor, and incorporation of one atom of oxygen. The transcript is spliced from 9 exons.
AUGCUGACACUAAGUCAAGGUUUGGUAGUCCUGAUCAUUUUUCUGUUAAUUGUUGAGUUUUUCAGACUGCGAAAGGCAUGCAAGCAAUUCCCCCCUGGACCAACUCCUCUCCCAUUGGUUGGAAACUUUGUGCACCUGAACUUUCAGUUUCAUCGGGAUCUUCUCAUGAAGUUGGCAGAAACUUAUGGUAACAUCUAUACUUUGUGGUUCGCGUGGAACCCAGUGAUCAUACUGAAUGGGUAUCAGGCUGUGAAGGACGGCAUGACCACACACCCUGAAGAUGUUUCUGGGCGGAUGGUGUCUCCUUUCUUCAGAGCUUUGGCCAAAGGAAAAGAUAACACCCUCAGGUAUUAUACUGGCAAAUGGUCACUCUUGGAAGCAGCAGAGACGCUUUGGGAUAAUGACUCUACGCAAUCUGGGAAUGGGGAAAAAAGGCCUGGAGUAUCGAGUGCAAGAGGAAGCCUCUCACCUGGUGGAGGUCUUCAUGAACCUGAAAGACCUGUGGAUCCUUCUUUCGCUCUUUUCCAUUCUAUUUCAAAUGUAAUUUGUGCACUGGUUUUUGGAUAUCACUUCUCUGAUGAGGACAAAACCUUCCAUGAACUGCUCAGUGCCACAGAGUAUUUAUUCAGAUUUGUAGGUAGCUUUAUUCAUCAGCUGUAUGAAAUCGUCCCCUGGCUGAUGUCCCAUCUGCCUGGGCCUCACAAGAAAGCAUUAUCCUGCUAUGAUGUCCUGAGCUCUUUUGCAAAGAAGGAGAUCAGAAGACAUGUGGAGAGAGGGAUACCAGAUGAACCACAGGAUUUCAUUGACUUUUACCUGGCUGAGAUGGAGAAAUCUAAAGAUGGAGGCAAGCCCAAGUAUGAUGAAGACAAUUUGAUAUGUAUCAUAAAUGAUCUUUUCCUCGGUGGAUCAGAGACCUCAAGCACAACCUUGUACUGGGGACUGCUCUUUAUGAUAGUGAAUCCAGACAUCCAAGAGAAGGUGCAGAAGGAGCUGGAUGCUGUUUUGGGUCCUUCCCAGUUAAUUAGCUAUGAAGAUCGCAAAAAACUGCCCUACACAAACGCUGUGGUCCAUGAGAUCCAGCGCUUCAGCAACAUUGUCUUUGUUGGCAUGCCCCGAAGGUGUGUGAGGAACACCACGUUGUUAGGAUUCCCCAUCAAAAAGAGUACUAUCAUUAUGCCAAAUAUAGCAUCUGUUCUAUAUGACCCUGAACAAUGGGAGACACCUCGACAGUUCAACCCUGGCCAUUUUCUGGAUAAAGAAGGAAACUUCAUACCUCGAGAAGCCUUCUUACCAUUCUCAGCAGGGCACCGUGUGUGUUUGGGGGAGCAUCUAGCAAGGACCGAGCUCUUCAUUUUCUUUGCCAACCUGCUGCGGGCCUUCACCUUCCGGCUGCCAGAGGGGGUGACAGAGAUCAGCACGGAGCCCAUUCUGGGGGGCACGCUGCAGCCCCACCCCUACAGGCUCUGUGCCAUUCCACGCUAGGCUGCAGCAGGUCACAGACCAGCAGGAGGCAGCCACCUGUGCCUCAGUGAAUUUCCUCUCAAAUGUAUAAUCCUGCUUCUACUACCCAGGACACCGAUAUUAAUCUAUCCCAGGGCUAUUCAGAAGGCGGAUGCAAGCCAAGAUCCAGACUUCCAGUACUUUUGGUCUGGUCCUUGUGAAAGUCCCAGGUAUUCUCCCAAGGAUCUUAAUCAUGUUCUCCUCUUGGACAGCAUGUAAAGCAAGACACUGUGGUUCCCAGCUGAAGCCAAUGUGCUGUGUCUCCUCAUCCUAGCCCAGCAGAAUGGCCAUGAUGCCAUUCCUGAGCAAACCUCAGUAAAAUCCAGCAGAGGAUCUCAGCAAGAGCCAAAUCGGUGUAAUUGCUAUGAAUGGUUUGAUGACCUCAAAUGAUCUGGCUCUGGAAAACACACUUUUAAAGCCCUGUUUUGCUUUUACUGUCCUGACCUUAGACACUUCAAUUUGUUGACAGGUUGCAAAUUAAAAAAUACAUUAGAAUGUGAGUACAUUAAGUUUGAAUUUGAUGUAAGUAUGUCCCAUAUUGAAGAUAAAGGGAUUCAAUCUAAAGUUGAAGAAACUUAAAUUUGGGGUUUUCUAGCAAUGUGAAUGUGUGACUUAGCAGCCUGAUCGUUGCUAUAAGGUAUUGCCAGGUGGUUUGUUGUUUGGUUUAUUGUUUUGGAUUUUUUUUAAUGAACUUUCUGUGAUGUAGAAUCAUGCCCAUUAUCAAUCCUGCUUGGACUAGGCAGAAAUAUGGGAUGAGAUAAUCACUUUGUCAGUGGGUUUCACUGCUAACUUUGCAGCAGAGGAGUGUAGAGACUUUGGAAGGCUGUCUUAACAACCAAAUGAUCCCCGUUUUCUCUGGGCCCUUUUUUCCUCCAUUACAACUCAUAACAUACUUCCUGCACUCCAUUAAAUCUCUUUCCAGUCCUUCUCCAGUUUCAGUUCCUACUCCCACCUGCCCUUUACCCAUAUAAACCCUGUUUCAGGAUUCACCUUCCCCUUUGGUUUCCCACCACUCACAUCUUUUCAUCCUGUCAAGCUUCUGUCUCCUCUGACCCCUUUCUGCACAAGUAUUAGUAGAGGAAUCAGUGCUGAGCUGAACACAAUGACCAGUGUGUUUUCAGGAGGGAGCUUGGAAGAUCUGAUUUAUUUGUACUUAAAAGAGGUUCCAGACCAAGAAAAGAACACAGUGACUGCUACAGAGGGCGCUCUGGAGGUAACUCAGUUGAAGAAAAGAGGAUGACUCGAUGCAGGAAUUCUCGAGUAUCUACCACUUAAUGUAGCUGCUCUCUGACACUGAUUCAAUUCCAGACUGAGAUAGUUUAGGAAUGCAGCUGGAGGUGACAGCCAACUUUCAGCCGUAGCUUUUUUAAAGAAAAGUGCUGUAGUACUCUUGAAUGCAAAUCACUUUUGGAAAGGUUUCAAAUGUUGGAGUUGAGUAGAGCUGUCUGUAAACACUGCCAUAAACUUAGGGUUGAAUUUGUAUGAGGACCAAAAGUGCUUUUAAUGUUGGAAUAUAAACUAUUUAUAAUUAAAUCACUGUGGAGCAUCUGAGCUUCCUGAAUUUCAAAUGGAGGAGAACAUGACUAAUAAGAAGUGAGCACUAGUAAAGGUAAGGCUGAGUUGGACCAGAGCCUGGCAUGCCUUGUAGCUCUGACAGUGGUCUGCUCCAGCACAGCCCAGUGUCUGCAGGCUGACUGGGCUGGAAGGGGAAUCAGGCCAGUAAGGGGUUUCACAACAGCAACAGCUGUCAUAAAUAAUUCAACCGGUUACUCUACACAACAUAAUAAAUACUGCACCAGGACCUACACACCUCUGCUCAGCCUCCUUUCCAGCUUUAUCUGCACUUGUCUUACACCCUGUACUCCCACACCUGUUCCUCUCCAUUAACCCUGCUAGAGAUUAUGUCUCUCACUGCCUCUGCCCUCUCCUCUUGUCAUCUUGCCAUUCACUGAAGAAGAUUAAUUAUAUGAAUCACAGAAUUACCUUACCUUGGUUGGAACAGACCUUCAAGGUCUUGUGCAAAACCUUUAUGCAAGUUUGGUAGAUUUUGCAUCCAUCCAAGGAUUAAAAGCAAGAGUUGAUGCUUUUUCCCUUCUGUUCAAACUGGUAGUCUGGUUUGUGGCAGAGGCUCGGGCUGAACUACUGUUGAUGAUCCAGUGUAUCUGAAACAAGUGAAUCACCAGCAUGUAGUGGGGUAACCUGACAUUUAUGGGAUUAAAUUUAGAAAACUACUGUCCAUACCACCAGCACUGCACAUUUGGGGAAACCACUUCUGUACUUUUGAGGAGGUCUAGAAAACUCUGAGCAGACAGGCAACAGAAAAGGAAAUGUUCACACUCUUCCCAGUGGAAGGGCUGGCAGGUGUCAAAUGCAACAAAGAGGGAGAUUGAUUAGAAGAACCAGAGGGAAUUGCACUGUAUAUGCCAUAUUGGUAAGGUAUUCCUCAUUACAGGACAUUGAGCUAAACAUUUAUUUCUAUUCAAAAGCAACUGAAUACAUUUUGAGCAGGAAAAUUUCUUUUGGGAUGUUUCAUGUUUCUGGUUUGUCCUGUUUAUUACAAACUUUCCUAAGGCAUCUCAUAUCAUGUGCUGUCAGAAAUGGAACAUAAGACUAGCUGAACUUUCAUCUGACACAGCUGUGCUCAAGUUUUAUGUUUUAUGGCAUUUACUCAGAAUUAAGAUAGUUCAAUAUUUAUCUUAUUUCAAUUUGAACAUCUAUUAUCACAACCUUAUAUUUUCCAGUUGAACAAGUUGCUCUUACUUUCAGACAGUGCCUUGACCAAGUGCGUGAUGAGACACGACUUGUGAGACUAGAAAAAGAUGCUCAUCCAAGAAACUUGUAACCCUGAAGUAGAAGCCAAAAUUCACUUAAUGUUAUUCAUUUGCCUUUGAUUAAAGGUCUUGCUGCUGGCUCUUCUCAAAGCCUGAUUUAUUCAUUUGCCAGAUGUCUUCAGGUGAGACAAAUGAAUUGUGAACAGAUUUUCUUCAGUAGCAGAAUUAAAUUUCUGGUUAAAAACCAAAGGGAUAAUAUGCUGAUUGAGUUAAGGUUACACUUCAUUUACUGCAUUGUUAAGGAGCCAUGUGUCAUCAGAUGAACUGGGAACUGUGGGAAAACCAAGAUGAUGAAAUCCAUCCCCAUAAAAUCUUCACGCUGUAAAUGUCAGUAUCUGCUCACUUCUUUUUUUAAUCUUCAGUACCUCCAUUGUAUUUCCCAUUGUGAAAUGCUACAUUAAUUACAUUUGCAGCUGAAUUAGAUUGAAAGAAACAACAAGCAUCAGUGUCAUGCAAGAAGAGAUUUAUGGACAUUUGGAGACAGUUGAGUUUCAACAUGAGAAAAAUACAGUUAAUGUACAUGAAAAAAUUACUCCAAACUCAAAUAUUCAGAGGAUGAGAGAGAAAAGGAAAGAUCUAGGUGCAUAUGCAGAACCACACUGCAGAAUAAAGCAAGAGCAUCCUUUUGAGAGUAAGACUGCAUAAGGAAUAUCUGGUUUACUUCUGGGUGUCUGUUAAAGCUAAUGAUACAGGCCAGACAGAUCAGA